AUGAAUUCGGGAAGUGAGCAAAAAACUGAGGCUUCCGAGCUUCAGGGGAAGCAAGAGGAUAAGAGAUUACGCCAAAAGUGCGAAGUAUGUUUGAAUUUCUUUGGAGAAGAAAUUUUGGAAGACAACAAAUCCCAACCAAAGACAGCAGAAUGCGAUCAUCUCACAGAGGUAUGCUUGCCUUGUUUGCAAGAAAGCAUGGCGUUUACAAUCAGUGAAGGAUCGCAUAUCCUCACUUGUCCAAUCUGCUCACAGGAGUUAGAGCAGUGGUUCAUAGAAAUAUGCUGCACGAAGACGAUGUUUACCACAUAUUGCGACCUUGCAUUGCAAAGCUAUCUACAAUCAGAUCCGAAUUUCUUUUGGUGUUUAGCCCCAAAUUGUGGAUCUGGCCAAAUUCGCGAAGGGGAUGAUCCAGAAAUGAUCUGUGGAAGCUGCAAAGCACCGACUUAUGUGCACCACUAA
Messenger RNA from Botrytis byssoidea, 459 nucleotides. RefSeq lists its product as uncharacterized. The record is from RefSeq and is a predicted model, not a curated record. Gene Ontology annotation, molecular function: zinc ion binding. The transcript is spliced from 2 exons. The coding region runs from base 1 to 459 and encodes 152 amino acids. Lineage: Eukaryota; Fungi; Ascomycota; Leotiomycetes; Helotiales; Sclerotiniaceae.